AUGCCUCUUCCCGUACGCAGUGCUUCGGUCCGCACUACGAAUCAGGAUGCCAAACCCACGACUACCUCAACGAGGUCGCGACAAUCAGCUAGUCAAGCAAGCAAGCUACGUAUACCUAAACCGGAGACUAAGUUCUCAAGCGCAAAUUCGACGUUGUCAGAAGACACGUCAGCGGCAUUAAUCUGCAAGUCACCUGAGGAUAAGAUGCACAGUCAAUCCUCCUCGAGAAUACCGAGUCCUUUCAAGGCGACUCCUGGAGCCCAGUCGACGCAGAGGCCCACACAGUUGAAAGGGCAUGCUCGUCAGCGGAGUACUAUUUUGCCAUUUGUUAGUGCCCGACCAGCUACUGGCCAUUCUCGAUCUAUCUCCGCCGUGACCGUCAACACGUCUGCCACGCCAAACAACGAGAGACCACAAAUCCAGAUCAGGGGUAUAAAUGACCGCAAACCUACAUCUAGCUUGGCUUCUUCGAGGUCUAAUUUGAGCAUGUUACAGCGGAUGGUAUCCAUUGACAACACUGCUCACGCGACACCAAAUCAGCGUGCCGCCGGUCCUCUCACUCAAGUUGAGCUCUUGCAGAAUGAGCUACUGCAACUAUCUGUCGUCCACGAUAAGUCGUCUAGAAGCCUGCAUUUAUACCAGCGUAGCAUCAGGUCAUUCCUUGACAAGAAACAGGCGAAGCUUGUGUUACUGCACACACAGCUGCUUGAAAAGAGCCGAGCGUUCAGCGUUGCUCACAAUCUAUCAGCUCUUGAUAAGUGGCUUUCGAUGCAAGGUAGUUCACAGCAAGCCUCUCAGUCCAUCCAGGACCUCAGCGUUGCUCUACGAAACACACUGCACCUGAAAGGGAUAUUUGAUGAUGAAGAUGGUCUUGUCGAAGCCUUUGAAGGCUGGCUGAGUGAAGCUAGGGUAGACGAUCGCAAAGGGGACGGUUACGCCAGCAUUCAUGUCGACUUCGAGAGAUCGAUAGCUCCUGCUCUCCGGCGUUUCGAACAGCAGAUUACCUCCUUGACGAGUGUCCUGUCUUCUCUACCGCUCGCGGAACGGGGAUCUAGCUUGGCAUGUGUCAUACAGGAUCAUCUAUUAUUGGCCAAAAGCAUGAUCUUGCAGUGUCAGGUUAUGCUUGAAAUUGGUGAAACAAUUGUCACAAACCAUCGACGGUGGCUCGACAAUGAGAUCGAGGCUGCAUUGCACGAUCUUCACUCCGAGAGUCGACACGAUAACCCCGAUACAUAUGUGUCACCACUUUGGGAGAUCUAA
This is a messenger RNA of Lithohypha guttulata, 1260 nucleotides long. RefSeq lists its product as uncharacterized. Bases 1 to 1260 code for a protein of 419 amino acids. The record is from RefSeq and is a predicted model, not a curated record. The transcript is spliced from 2 exons. NCBI's taxonomy places the organism in Eukaryota, Fungi, Ascomycota, Eurotiomycetes, Chaetothyriales, Trichomeriaceae.